AUGCCAACGAACAAUACGUUCGGUAGGUCUCGAGUUCCCGUAUAUGUUAUCGUCGGACUCCGGGACCCGUUUGACACCCUGUGCCCAACACUUCAAAAGUGCACUCAAAUCACUGGUCACUCUAAUCGACGUCCUUUACACUCAAUCCAUUCACCCGUCAUAUUCUCAUACAGGUGUAGCACCUGGUCGUCAAUCAUUGGCCACCGGACUAUACGACACCUACUGGUGCUCACGAGGUCCUUUACACUCAAUCUGUUUGCCCGACAUAUUCAUAUACAGGGGCAGCACCUGGUCAUCAAUCAUAGGCCACCGGACUAUACGACAAUUUUGGUUGAGGUUAGAGAUCGUGAAAUCAAAAUUUAA
Messenger RNA from Oppiella nova, 363 nucleotides. The record is from the annotation of a GenBank genome assembly. NCBI's taxonomy places the organism in Eukaryota, Metazoa, Arthropoda, Arachnida, Sarcoptiformes, Oppiidae.